GACGGAGAAGCCUCUUCCACACGCCGACAGGGUCGGCGGAUUUUCAGUACUGCACACAUACGUGAUAAGGCGAGCCCAUGGUGCUCACUAUCGUUCACCUUGUACUAUUCGCCAACUUCGCCCUGCCACUGCAGGCACUAACGCUGCAGAAUGCAGCAGAUGAGGCGCUGCUCAGGCGUACUGGUCGUGGCGGUGCAGCGGGUGAAGCCAGCAGUCACAGUGGCAUGGUAACUCUCCAGUACCUUGUGGACAAUCACGCCGCGUCGGAGACCGAGCUCCAUCUCCGUGCGAGCGAAGCGUGGCGCAAGUACGCAAACCAACUUGCCAAUAGCGGAUGCAGCUACAAAGGGGGAUUGCUGCCCUGCCCCAAUGGCAACAUCUGCUAUUACACAGGAUCGGGAGGCUUGAACGUGACAGCCACAGUGGAAUAUCGCGGGAACAUCAUCAAGACAGUCAUAUCCCCCGACCCAGAUGCAGGAGUCGACAUGCCAGACAUCGUGACUUUCAUGGGGGCUGGUACCAACGACGCUCCUGCGAUGCUGCUGGAUGUGCCAGCGGAAUACCGCAGAACAGCGAACCCCGUCAUGUUGAAGAUGUUUUUUGUGGAGGACACUGAUAACGUCACUGAGCAGUGCCCUCAUGACAGUGAGCGCGUGGAGUACGUUGGGAACAGCAGCGCGUCGUACCGCGUUGAGAACAACACGUUCACACUUUCAACGCAAAGCCCAAACACGUUCAUGGGCAUGGCCUUCGAUUUCGUCAGCGAGGCACCUGUGGGUCACACCCUGGCCUUCGAGAUCCCUGUCGGGACGGAGAUCGUCUGGGUGAGCCGUGAAGAGAUGGUCGAGGUGCUCCAGUCGCAGGAGAUGCCGGCUUCCCUCGAGAGGCGCUUAGAGGGGCAGUUACGCAAGUCUGCUUUGGCCAAGGGGAUGGAUGGCGCGCUCACGCAGAAAGGAAGCAGGCGGCGCAGGCGGCGCAGGACGGGGUGCACAGACGGACAGGUUGGUGCCAUGGCAGGAGGUGCAGCCGCCGCGGCCGUCGGAUUCUUAGUCUGCGCGUUUACUUUCAUCGGCUGCUUCACGGCGUCGCCGUUCUUGGUGUCCAUGGGGGCCAACUCGGUACUAAACGGUGCUUGCGACUGCUGGGCGAACGGGGAAGUGGGACAGCUCGCCUGCACGUUGCGGUGAGCGGUGGCCGAACACCGUCGGCCCUCGCCCCAUGCAAUUUUCGAGGUUCAUACCCAAGCUUUCAUGUGGGGCGAGGGCUGCGAGAGCGUAGUGGCGGUCUCCAAGAACAUCUGGCUGGCUAGCCAGGGCGAUCAGUAUUCGGAUGUGAGAGGGAAGCUUCUCGCGGCACUGGUCUCCGCGGCCUUCUCAUCCUUGCCAUUUGCUGUAGUGAGUUGGCGCGUAGCUUUGCUACACGAGCUGUGAGGGCAGUGCGGCAUGCACCGCAAAUAGCAGGGGGCAUCAUUCCUGCUCGCACAUGCACGUGGUGUUCUCCGUGCUGCGAGGCGCGUAGCUUUUUAAAAGUGUGAGGUGACAGUGUGGUACACCCGCAUAUAGCAGGGGGGCCAUUGCCGCUCGCACUGCAGAUAUUGCCUGCUGCGUGCUGUUCCAGCUCA
This is a messenger RNA of Prorocentrum cordatum, 1621 nucleotides long. NCBI's taxonomy places the organism in Eukaryota, Dinophyceae, Prorocentrales, Prorocentraceae. The record is from the annotation of a GenBank genome assembly.